This is a messenger RNA of Pelodiscus sinensis (Chinese soft-shelled turtle), 2205 nucleotides long. The record is from RefSeq and is a predicted model, not a curated record. Lineage: Eukaryota; Metazoa; Chordata; Testudines; Trionychidae.
AGCCUCCAUUCUGUGGAAUGAAAUAGUGCUACAGAGAAUAAACAACUUUACCAUGGCUGAGAACAAAGAAAAAAGGAUUUUAAACUUUGUGCUGCAGAAUGCGGUCAGAGGGGAUCCCCAGAGUGUGGUGGACACCAUAGAUACGUACUGCUCCCAGAAGGAGUGGGCUAUGAAUGUUGGGGAUGAAAAAGGUUUGAUUCUAGAUAAGAUAGUGGAGGAGACAAAGCCAUCAGUCUUGCUGGAGCUGGGAACAUACUGUGGCUACUCAGCCGUGAGGAUUGCUGGGCUGUUAAAGCCAGGUGCUCGCUUACUGACCAUCGAGUUCAACCCUGACUUUGUUGCUAUUGCUAAACAGAUGAUUGAGUUUGCUGGAGUGCAAGAUAAGGUGAAAAUUCUAGAAGGUCCUUCGGAGACAAUUAUCCCACAGCUGAAGAAAAAGCAUGAAGUGGACACAUUGGAUUUUGUCUUUCUUGACCAUUGGAAAGAUAGAUACCUGCCCGACACUGUCCUGCUGCUUGUAUGUGGCAUGCAGAGGAAGGGCUCUGUUCUCCUAGCUGACAAUGUCAUCUGUCCUGGGGCCCCAGAGUUCAUUAAGUACAUCCGCAAUAACAACCAUUUCAAAUGUACCAACUUUCCCUCGCACUUGGAGUACAUGAAAGCGAAGGACGCCAUGGAAAAGGCUGUGUUUUUGGGAUAAGUGGAGCCACUGGUAGUCAACUGUUGUUUCAAGUGUUGUAAAUGCAAGUGCACAGGUUAACUCUGUCUGUGCUUCAAGUUCAGCUUUCUGUAUUUUUGAGCUGUAAUUAAAGCAAGUUAUAAUGAAGAUGACUUUAGAAAAAAGGGAAACCAAGGUCUAGAGCAAGGGGGGGCAAUAAUUUUUGUAAGUGGACUACUUCAACUUUGGUAAUGGCCCCGAGCCAGUCACACCCCCAGAAAAGGGCAGAGCCUCAGUCAAAUGGGGUGGGCCUAGGGCAGAAGAGUGGUUCCCGCUAGGCACCAUGUGCCUCUGGUGGUAGGGAGGGAAGGAGACUUUCCUGUGGAGUACGGGAUCAUGCAAAAAUCUCUCAGCCCCCACCACUACUGUGCCAGGGUGUGCAGCUCACAGACAGAAUCACCAACUGUUUUGAACCGCUGGAGGUUCCCUCUGGUGCUGUGGACCCCUGGCAGUGGGGAGGAGACUUUGCCUGCUCCCAUCUCCAAGCCCUGAUUGGCCUUGGGGCAGUGGUGGGGCAGGGUGGGCUGUGGGCCAGAUAAAUUAGCUUGGCAGACUGGGUCCAUCCCAUUGACUGGAUCUUGCCCAUUCCUGGUCUGGAGAGCAUGUGCAUAAAUAGGGAAGCCAGCCAAACAUUAGAGGGAGCAGCCUGUUUGUUUUUUUUCUUUUCAGAUGGCUAUCUUCAUCCAAAAUGAUAUACAUUCCUUUUAGGUGAUCUGCUUCUUGCCAGACAGCAAAACCAAUUGGUUUCCUUUGAAUUCAAACUCUAGAGCCAAGAGUGAAGCAGAAAAUCAUAGCAACUGCUGUGUGUGUGUCCUCAAGCCAAAACAGACUAAUCGCUUUUAAGGAGGAGAGACACACCACACAUUUUGCAGAGAAAUGCACCACUGUGAAGAGCCCUGCAGUUACAUCACACCCAUUCUUUGGUAGCUGCCAGUAAAAAAAUUAAUUGUGUUGUGUCUUGGAGAAAAUAAAACACGGUUUGAGAGUGGGCAAGGCAGACAAUUAAAUGAUUGUGCUAUAUGAAAUACAUGGGUGAAGAUAUACAUUUGUAGGGUCCUUUUAACACACAAACAGCUUUAAGAGAGCUGCUUUUUUAUAACAAACUACAAAACGCACAGACCACCAAGACCUUGAUAAAAAUGUGGUUUUCCAACCCUUUAUAUUGUACAUAACCAAUGUAAGCUCUUUGGGGACAGAAGAUGCUUCUUACUGUGGGCCAAGAGCUGCAUAAAUGUAAGGUGCUGGCUGAUUUAUAAUAGGACACAACAAGGCUGUGCCUUUCAGGGCAUUUAUUGUACUCUCCAGGUACUUCUCACAUUACAAUAUAUAAUACUAAGGAUUACUAUUAAGGUAAAAGGCCAUACCCAUAAUGACUUUAUUCACCUGAAUGAUGCAAUAAUUCACUGGCAGGGCAGUUCUUAGUGUGUCCCAUUGCUAUUGCACAGCUGCGUGAAAUUCAAAAUUUAUAAAUAAAAAUGAAAGGGAAAAAA